ACGCAUUUGAACUGAACUGCAACAGAAGACUACUCAACGUCCACUAUCCACCACACCACCAACAUCCAACCAUUUCACAACAAAGUGCCACUUUUUCCGUGUUUCUCCCUCAAAAAGACGCCUUUAUUCGGCAACAAAAUACAAUUAUGUUCCAAAAUGAUGAGGAGAAUUAGCAUAAGAGGACUUCGAUUUUCAUUUGGGCGCAAAAGUAGGGAGAAAAAGCCCGAGAGAUCGGUUUCAUCCGAGAUAAACAGAGAGUCUUUUCAUGUCUCUGCAUCAGAAGCUGGGGAUGCUGAAAAUGAUCCCGAACACGAAGAAGAAAGGUCGGACUCGCCCACCGCACCCUCAUCUGAGCUGAAAGCGAGAAACACAAAAACAGACCUUACUGCUAAAGCAAACCAACGCUCCUCAUCUGCAGAAAUUCAGGUGCCACGCCGUAAAGAACGGGGCGGUUUACUUGGAACAAUCGGACGGAAAAUUCGUGCCAGCUUUCGUCGAAAACGUGACAGUUCAUCAGAGGAAAAUUAUGUUAUGGCAAGCAAGAGCAAGAAGAAGCAGAAAAUGAAGCCAGCAACGCAACGAGCUGUUGUGUGUCCUGUUGAAAGGACCGUCCCGUCCUCAACAACAUCAGAGGAGCCAUCUGAUAGUGCCAUCGGUGUUUCCGUACACCCACAACCAAAAUCGAGACAGUAUAUUUCAGUCCCGUCAGGUCCUGAAAAGAGAGAAACACAUUCCUCAUGUAGUAGUGACAGUUGUGAACAUGAUAAUAAUGUCUUACGGUGCUCAAAAAUUUCUGUGAAUAUACAUUCUUGUGACACUAGUGAUUCGAGUGAUAGAAAUGGUCAUGUUGUGAAUUUGGAAAAAGUGUCUAUCGAAGUAAAUAGCUUAAAUAUUGCAGAAAAACCUGUCAAUUCUGAUAGUGCUGCUGCAGCUUCUUCGAGCCCACAAAAAACACAGCCGAAAACUCCACUCAGAACACCGUGUGUGAGCUUAUCGCGGACAAAUCCUAAGAAACUGAACAAUGGUCAACCACAGCCUUCAUCCUCUGGGGCAAAAGCACGUCCUUUGAGUGAUGUAGUUGGCCUGUACGCUUCUACUUCGGGUAAUAACAGUCGACGUGCAAGUUCAAACUUGGAGGACACCAGUAAUAAGGCACCAACUGUUCCCCCAAGGCCAGAUUUGUUGUCAGUCACAAGUUCCGCAGGUGCAACAAAUUCUAGUGUCCACCAGCGGAACCUCAACCAUGCCAUUUUCUCGCAUCCUAGCCUCGGAUUCGGUUUCGGGUUCACGUUAACUGGAGAUUGUUUUGAACCUUACGAGGCGUCUCCAACCUCACCUCUAUAUGACGAAGUCAAGGAUGCCCCUAAGAUCUGGAGCCUCACAAAAGAACUGCUCAAACUUUCUAAAUUUGGCUGGUAUUGGGGUCCGUUGACUCGAGUUGAAGCUGAGGAAAAACUAUCUAACCAAGCAAAUGGAGCAUUUCUGGUGCGAGACAGUUCCGAUGAUCGGUACCUCCUUAGUCUGAGUUUCCGAUCAAACGAGCGCACGCUCCACACCAGGAUUGAACACUGCAAUGGUAUGUUCAGUUUCUAUGCACAGCCGGAAUCGGAGGGAUAUUCGUCAAUUGUCGAUUUGAUUGAGCACUCUAUGACUGAUUCAUUGACGGGGGUGUUUUGUUACUCUCGCGCUCGUACCCCCGGCUCCCCCUCAUUCCCUGUCAGACUGACGAAGCCUGUGUCUCGUUUUACACAGGUACGGUCCCUACAGUACCUAUGCAGAUUUGUUAUACGUCAGUACACAAGACUUGAUCACAUCCAGAAGCUUCCAUUGCCGAAUAGAAUCAAGGGAUGGUUGGAAGAGAACCAGUACUGACCCAGUGGUACUGACCCGGCUGAGAAAAUUUUAACUAGGAUAGGAUAGGACUGGGACUCUUCAGAAAUGCAUGGGACCGUCUCAAAACACCUUGAAUCUAACAGAUGAAAAAAAUUCAUUUCACCCCUCGCCCCUUUCAUGCCUUUGAUGACCUCCCCAGUGGACCUUUCUGUAUUCUGGCUUCAGGGCCUUUGUGAUGGUACCUAAUGCAAUGAUGGAGAUGGGAUUUUGACGUCGCUAGCAAUUUGUGCAAUAAACGAAAUGUCACUGAGUCAUGGGUGCAGGAAAAUAUGCCUAUUACUCAUUCAGCGUGUUCAAAUAUUGUCCUACAGAGUACAACAUGUAUUAUAUUGGAUUUAACCCUGCGUGUCAGUCAACGGUACAUACUGCACAUAAUACUUCAUUUUGCUGAACGGUAGGUUUUGAGCUAUUUGAGAUGUUUGUUGGCUCGUCAGUGUUCUCUAUGUACACAGUGUGAGUGCCACAUUUUGUUAGUCGACGGCCUCAUUGACUGCCUGACUGUUUGCUGAACUGACUGUAAAGCCAUUAGGUAAAGUUGAAAGGGUUUUUGUGGUAAAGUUGGUACAACCAUGGUCUCUUGCAUGCCUUGGUGCAAAAUGAAGCAUGCACUCUUUAGAUCUGUUGUCCUUGUACUCACAAUGACAAAAAUGUAUGGAUGAUAAGGUGGUACAAUCAUAGCCCUGAAUACUGUUUAUUACUUGAGCCUGUGCGUGCAAUAAUAUGUACAACAUACCAGCUGUUUUCUAAGACUGUAGAGGCUAUGAUUGUAUCACUUCACCUUACAUGGAGUGCAAACCAGGCCUGGUUCCAGUUGAGUGGUGAGCACCAGACACUGUGUGGUUUUCCCAGGCUUUGGAUUAAAAUUUCUUUGAAAGUUAUUGACUGGGGGUACAUGUAUUGCAGUAGACAACCACAAGGCCUGUAAAAAGUGGCAGAACUGCAUUGGUAAACUACUGCAGUGGAAUCGGGCCUUCUCAGUAAUCUCACUUACAUGCAUGUAUACAUGUACAUUGUCAAUGACAAUUUGGCUGGCUUUUUUUCGAGAAUUUUUGCUUGUUGAGAGAAGCUCAACUGCUCAAUUCAUGACAUAAUAUUCAUAGGCCUAGUAUCAGAAUAAAAACCACAUUUCGAGUCAUCUUUGUUCUAAAAAAAUUAGGGUGAGGCGGUCGGUACAACUACAACUAUAAGUUCAUGCCGGCACCGGGCCUGUUUGAUGAUUGAUUUAGGAUUGGCAGCAAGAGCUCGUCCAAUUUAAAAUUCAUCACAAUUUAUCAUUGUGGCAAUUAUCUCAAUAAAUAUAAAAAAAUACUGAUGUACAAUAUGUAGAAUACCAUAUAAUUGAACCUCUCAAAAUGACACCCUCGCGACUGACAAGUGAUGUGUCCUGAUUAGAGAAGUCGAAUGGAUACUACCAGUUUGGGACAAAAACUAUAUAAACAGUAGUGUCCUUGAUAGAGAAGGUGGCCUGAAUAUAGAGGUGUCCGCUAAGAGAGGUUCCAUUGUAGUUCUAUCUAAAGCACAGAAAUUACUUCCCAUCGCCAUAAUUACAUUCAUGUGUUUGUAAUAGCCUACGAUUUGUGGGAAUGUAUGCUGGUUAACAGAAUGAUUCCCUUGAUCAAGUGAGGUCAUUUUUUUGUCUGAUUCAAUAAUUGACACAGUGGGUAAUGAGGGAUUCUCUCACAAAGACCUGCGAAAUGACAACACGGAUGUCAAACAAUUGCUAAAUGUACAUCAUGUACGUGGCGCCACACCUUAGAUUUGAUACGUAAUGCUUUUACUGCUUUUGUUUAAAGGGCUAUGCUGUUCGUGUACAUAUGCAAUGUACAUGAUCAAAAUGUACUUGGAAAAUUGGAAUAUGCAGUGCAACUGAUCAGUACAUGUAACAAGACAUCUCAACACGUUGAAAAGUGACACGUAAAGUACAUUUAUGUCUUAGUCGUGUACACGUGUUGAAAUAUGCAUUGUAUGUUUCGACCCCCUACUUCUGUACAAUUUUAAAAAUCGCAAAUUCGAUAUCAAGUUUCAAAUUUUGAGUGGACAGCGUAGGCCUUUGACAUAGCGUCACAGUACAACUUGAAAAAGCUGAUGAAAAGAUGUACUGCUCGUUCAAAUGUUGUUCCAUACCAUGUUAACAAAUUUUUCAUUGAAAUAUUCUCACAAAACCAUUUUUUAGCAUGUUUUUUAUGCACUUUGAAUACUGCAGGUCAGUUUCGUCAAAGACCACUCGGUGUUAUUUUGUAUAGUAGUGUGGUGUGCUUACAAGUUGAAAUCUCACACUACAGUUCCUAGAGAAAUGACAACCUACAUGUACAUUGUGAUGUCAUUUUGUACGUACCAUUUUGAAAAGACAAAAUCAUUAUUAAUUUCCUUGUACAUGUAUGUACCUGAUGACUAUUUGCUCUACACGGUGCAAUGUAAAUUCCUGUAGCUCAAAUACGCAGUCGAUUUCGCUAAUUACUGUAUAAACACUGAUCUGUCGUUCUUCUGACAUAUUCGAUAGUGGAAUCUUUCUUGAAAAUGGCUCAUAGAGUUAGAUAUAUCUUUGUAGGUAGGUUUUUGUUACAUUUUGAAUUUAACUUAUUUGAAAUUUUUUUGUGACCCGAUGUUGGCGUUCAAAAAGCCAUGUUGUUAGAAUCAUAUUGUGUGACCUUGUGAAGGUUGGAGCAUUUAUUGUCUAUGUUUAUGUAUUAUGUGCUAAUUAUUGUCAAAUUUUCCUUUCCUUGAGAACAGAUUUCUGUCUUGGUGAUUAUGAUGUAGGUGAAGAAGCUUGCUUAUGGAUAUUUCAACACAUGACUGCAUUACAUGUAACAUGGCACCGUUGGGGGGUAUGGUUUGGCUGUAACUAGUGGCGCUGGGGACUAAUAUCAAUCUCGGUUCAACUCUAGGUUCCAUUUUAGGUUUGGUUGCGGUAAAAAAAUUGUGGAGACCAUGAUGACUUAGUCUUUUUUAAACUCUUACAUGUAUUAACAUUGAAUACAUGCCACACCAAGGUAGAAAACUGAUUCGCUAGAAUGUACCAUAGGUCUCUAAUUCUCAAUUCUUUGAAGGGGAGGUGUAAUCUCUUUAAUAUGUUAUAACGUGUACCCUACUUUGCUGGCUUUACUUGGUAGAAAUUUUGUUGCGAAAUGAAAGGCAACUUGAUGAAGGGUUUAACCUUUCUUAGCCUACCCUGAGAGCCCAACCCCGCGUUAUCUCGUCCCUGUUCACAACUCUCGUGCGGUGACAAGUCGGACUUAUGAAGGAGCAUGUUACAUUGUAGAAACCAUGCAAAUCCAUUUCACCUUCUACAAUGUAAUCGUGGAAUGCUUUACUUGUACCAGAAUUUAAAGCCAAGGUCAGGAAGAAAGUUACUUCAGGCCAUCACCAUUUUAGUGUCCUCAUGCACAAAGCUUUUCUGCGUCGUAAAGAGGUUUUGCCGAGCAAUACCUUUUCCAUUCACUCUCGUUGUAAUUAUCAAAACCAAGAGAAAAGAACCUUGUCAAAACCUAUUUCCAUCAAUGGGGCAAAACCUCAUCGGGAAUUUUGUCUCAUGUGAUGUAAAAAAAAUGCGCUGAGCACCAGCACUUGCAAUAUGUUUGUCGGCUGAUUUUUAUUGGUUGCCGGUAGCAAUGCGGUGUGUUACUAUGGUAAUACCAUUUCCACUUUAUCUUCAGUCUAUUUAUUUUUACGUGUAUUUCACACACACAUGAUGAAAAUUUAGUAGCUUGGAUUAAAUACGUUGCUAGGGUAAAAGUUGCUGGUUGCCAAGGAGACAAAAUGAGUUGUCAUGGUGACCAUCUGGUUGCCAUGGUGACAUUGUUUGUAAUUGUAAUCUAAUCAAAUAUUGCAUUGUUUCUAGUCGGACUCUGUGCAGUUGUGUAUUUCACACAAUGCAGACUGUUUAUCAUGUCACUUUUGUAAAAUUCACCAUCAUUUUUUUAUAUCCGUAUAUAUUAUUGAACAGUGUGGACAUGACUCAUUUAUUAAGAUUAAAAUUGCUUUUAUUAGUAUAGUGUAAUAAAAAAAUGUGUUCAGAAGUUGAUGAUAUGAAAAGAAGCCUCUUAAUCGGUUAGCUCAGCCUUUCUUGUCCUGUUCUUCAGUCUCACUUCAGAAGGUCUAUCAGUUAUUUGUGUUCAAAUAAAAUAUGUACAUUAUUUGUAUCUCCAUGUUGGUAAGUAUUGAAAUCGAUGAGCAAAACCGCUACCUGAGAGCAAAAUACUUAUCAAAGAUCCCAUUAAAUGAGCCAAUAACAGGUUGGGUUUGUUCCUGUCAUUCUUUCUGCUUGAAUCUCAUAACUCAAAACCUUAUUCUCUCGUGCAUACACUAGUCAUAUUUACUGCAUAUCAGCACAGCUUGGAAAUGUCAGAGUGAAAAAAACCAAACUCUGCUUUAAGAAGGGUGUUGGAGGAUACACAGAGAUAGUUUACUUACAAAGGGCUCACUUUCCUUAAGAGUGGUUGUAGGUGUACUGGUCUGGACACUACUUGGGAUUUUCUGUUUCUUUGAUUGUACUUCUUCCUUAUUAAAACCCAUGACAAGCCAUUGUACCAGAAUAUGUGACCAAUUAAAGAACGAUCACCAACUGCUCAUCAGGCUGCGUAUGAUACUUCUGACGAUUUGUUAGGCGUAUAAAAUAGUGUGCCCAAUUUUGUUCAAGUCAUGUCAUUUCAUGCAUAGACCACUUUUGUAGUCCUCAACAUUGCUGUUCACCCAUUUUGAUGUCAGUUGUGUAGAUAAGGAAUAAAACCAUUGCUCUG
Lineus longissimus is the source of this 6629-nucleotide messenger RNA. Its product is annotated as suppressor of cytokine signaling 6-like. Lineage: Eukaryota; Metazoa; Nemertea; Pilidiophora; Heteronemertea; Lineidae. Gene Ontology annotation, molecular function: 1-phosphatidylinositol-3-kinase regulator activity. The coding region runs from base 157 to 1872 and encodes 571 amino acids. The record is from RefSeq and is a predicted model, not a curated record. The transcript has 2 exons. Gene Ontology annotation, cellular component: phosphatidylinositol 3-kinase complex. Gene Ontology annotation, biological process: protein ubiquitination; phosphatidylinositol phosphate biosynthetic process; intracellular signal transduction.